AUGACAUGUCAGCCAGUUCGGGAUGUUGAAGAAAAAGAAUCUUCUCCUAACCCGUCAACAUCACUAGACCCGUCAACAAGCGAUUCGCCUCCCGGUCCUAUUGUACCCCUAAUAAAGUUUGACGGAGAAUGUGAAUUUCAUCACAGGAAGCAGACAAAAUCAGAAGACGGCACCUCAUAUCCCCAUUACGGGAACUGUACAAAGUUUACAAUAGAUUUAGAUGACAGAUGUUCCGCAUGUAGUUCAUUUCGGAACGGACCUUGUCUCUUAUCAAAUGAUCAUCAAACCCGAACGAGUUAUAUCUCAUCAGAGGUAGCACUACAAGAACGAGUAUAUGAACGGGUCAAAAUUGCAUGUUUACGAUCUUUAAGUUGUGAAAGAUCAGGUGAUUUGGAAGAAAACGGCGGAACGAAUUCAUCGAAAACGCCAUCAAAAGCGCCAUCAAAAUCGUCGUCAAAAAAGCCAGCGACACCGCGAAAAUGGCGUCCUGAAGUGAUACACGAGGAGCCGAUAAACGGAACACGAAUCCCACCAUCGGCCACAGUACUUCAAGAACCCAAAGAAGAUGGCGCGAAAAAAGCGCUAAUAAAAGUAAUAGAUGCAAAAGCAAGAGGAUUUCAUCGACUCUUCUCUCUUGUUGUUGUAACGAAUGAUCUAACAUUUUUGACGAAUAAUUUUGAAUAUUUCAAAACCACACUAGGAGGGAUAAAGACUGAUUUACAGACAUUGGCACAGGAGGUGUAUUCGAAAGAAAUUCUACUGAUACCAAAACUAACAGACGAAGACAUACACAAGCCAGAAUAUCAGAAUAUGGUUGGAAAAAGUGGGACACCGAAUACAAAGAUGGCUAUCCAAACGGAUCGAAGUUUGACGGCUGUGACAGCAACUGAGGAAAUAUGGGUACGAUUACACAGGUAA
Molecule: messenger RNA, 918 nt
Organism: Caenorhabditis briggsae
Lineage: Eukaryota; Metazoa; Nematoda; Chromadorea; Rhabditida; Rhabditidae
Exons: 9
Coding region: 1-918 (305 amino acids)
Biological process (GO): positive regulation of TORC1 signaling; positive regulation of transforming growth factor beta receptor signaling pathway; negative regulation of transcription by RNA polymerase II
Cellular component (GO): cytosol
Molecular function (GO): GTPase activator activity
Source: RefSeq, a predicted model, not a curated record